AGUGGGCAAACAUACAAAAUCAGCAGGGGAUCAAAUACUUUUUUCUCCCACUGUAUGUCAUGUACUGAAUACUGUCUGAUUAUUAAAAACUAAGGUCUGGAAUGAAUGUGCCUUGAGUAUUGUAGAAUGCUUGUAAAAACAUGUACAUUUUACUGAGUUACAGUGCAUAUAAGGAAAUCAGUCAAUUUGAAAAAAGGCCCUAAUCUAUGGAUUUCAUAUGACUGGGAAUACAGAUACCUUAAAAAAAAAAUGGUAGGGGCGUGGAUCAGAAAACCAAUCAGUAUCUGGUGUGACCACUGGUGUGGCCUCAUGCAGCACGACACAUCGACUUCGCAAAGAGUUGAUCAGGCUGUUGAUUGUGGCCUGUGGAAUGUUGUUCCACUCCUUCAAUGGCUUUGCGAAGUUUCUGGAUAUUGGCGAGAACUGGAACACGUCGAUCCAGAGCAUCCCAAACAUGCUCAAUGGGUGACAUGUCUGAGUAUGUAGGUCAUAGAAGUACUGAGACAUAUUCAGUUUCCAGGAAUUGUGUACAGAUCCUUGCAACAUGAUGCCUUGCAUUGUCAUGCUGAAACAUGAGGUGAUAACGGUGGAUGAAUGGCAUGACAAUGGGCCUCAGGAUCUUGUCCCGGUAUCUCUGUGCAUUCAAAUUGCCAUUGAUGAAAUUCAACUGUGUUUGUUGUCUGUAGCUUAUGUCUGCCCACAACAUAACCUCACCGCCACCAUGGGACACUCUGUUCACAACGUUGACAUCAGCAAACUUUUUGGGAUCUUUUAUUUCAGCUCAUGAAACAUGUGACCAACACUUUACAUGAUGCAUUUAUAUUUUUGUAACAAACAAUUUAAUCAAUUUUAGAAUAAGGCGGUAACGUUACAUUUUUUUGGGAAAAGUCAAGGGGUCUGAAUACUUUCAGAAUGCACUGUAGAUCAUUAUCCAGGUCAGACCACAGCUAUAGGCUAAAGAAUAUCUAAAACUGGCUAUGAGCCUUUUUUGUUCUGUGAGAAGAAAUUGCAACACAUCAGACCACAGACAUAUACUGAACGCAGACAGAUAAAUUCUGACAGGAAGCAGGGCCACAACCACAAGACGAUGGAAACUCCACACAGGCUUCCUAUAGGCUUGGCAUUUGUUGUAUAAAAGGCUGGCAGAUUGAUUAAAUAAUUAUUCUUUGAUAAUGAUAUUGUAUGUAUUAUUUUGAGAAGCUUUAGUUGAAAUAAAGUGUACCUGUUCAUUCCUUUGAAAUGCAAUUGAAUACAAGUCCACAAAUAAUGUUGCUUUCAGUGAUGAGACAUGAUUCACCUGACCACAUCUAUGUAGUUCCUGUAGCAGCAUUGCUAGACUAGUCUAGCCCACAAACUUACAUAGCUCUACUAGACUAAACCAGAAGCAGAAUGUUACCAAAAAGUGGGAGAGACAUUUUCUGACCUACUGCUUAUCGAACAAAUGUCACACACGCAUUCCCUCAACACUCACUCAUUGUCAUGUCAUUUGAAGAACUCAAGCUUUUUUUAAGGUUCUCUUAGUGGGCAUAGCCAUGGAUGAGUCAGACAAAUUGAAACAGGGUCAAGGUAUGUCCACUCCGGCUUCCCAGGGGGUUCUACGGCCUGUUCUGAUUGGCUGUUUUUUUAUGGCGUGCUUCAUGGGAAUAUUCUUAAUUUACUACAAACCCCAGAUCAAGUUCCUUUCAUGCCCUACUGACCAGGCAUCCCACGAGUGGAAGGCUGGUUGUUCUCCUUGCCCUCAAGUAAGUAUGGCAGGGAACCACACAGGGCAAAAAACACACCAUGCCCAGACAGUCAUUCAGGCUGAUGAUGACGGAGACACAGACACUAUCAUUUUGAUCUGGAUGUGGCCAUUUGGUCAGGCCUUUGACAUAGACUCUUGUGCCUACUUCAACAUCAAAGGCUGUCACCUAACCGUGGAUAAAAACCUUUACAGCAAGGCGCACGGUGUCAUCUUCCACCAUAGAGACAUCCAUGGAGACCUGAAGAACAUGCCUCAAGAACAACGUCCAUGGUUCCAGAAAUGGGUGUGGUGGAAUGCAGAAUCACCGGCUAACACAAACAGGAUCCCUGGUGUUGACCACUUGUUCAAUUUGACUGCGAGUUAUCGACUGGAUUCUGAUAUCAAGAUUCCAUAUGGGUCGCUUGUCGAGGUAACGAGUGAAGAUAAAAUCUUUGAGCUGCCCAAGAAGGACAAAUUAGUAUGCUGGGUAGUGAGCAACUGGAACCCAAACUACAAGAGGGUACAGGUGUUCAACGAGCUCAAUAGACAUGUCAAAGUAGAGGCCUAUGGGAGACAUUUUAGUAGAUACCUAGAAAAUGAAGACUACUCAAAGACGCUGUCGAGCUGUAAAUUCUACCUGGCGUUUGAAAACUCCAUCUACAAAGACUAUGCUACAGAGAAGCUGUUCAACGCUAUGAAGUUGGGAGCAGUGCCCGUUGUUCUAGGUCCAUCCAGGGACAACUACGAGCAAUUUAUCCCAAGGGACUCUUUCAUCCAUGUGGAUGACUUCUCCUCUACAGAGGAGCUGGCAAAGAAGCUUCUCUUUCUCGACCAGAAUAAUGAAGAAUACAUGAGGUACUUCAACUGGCGGGAGAACUUUAAAGUCCAGGGAUGGUGGUUUGGACUUGAGCACGCCUGUCGCUCAUGUGAUUACAUUCAAAGAAAUAAAGGAUACAAAACUUUUCAUAAUCUAAAUCAAUGGUUUUGGGGCUAAUUGACCCAUUUGUAGUGGUCAACAAUGUGGCUGCGUGAAGAGUAUUGUAUGCUGGACAAGCAUCCUAGAAAUCAGAGAGUGCACGUAGGGACAUGUCAAAAUGCUACAUUUUAGCACGAUAAGUCUUUAUUCGUAUAAAAAAAAUCUGUUAUUGAAUUCUCCAUGUGGUUUACAUUAAAGGGCACUUCAUUUAAUAUAACAGGGUUUUACAAUCCAAUACUGGUGCACAAUUUCUACUUCAAAUAUUGAAGGGAUGGACAAGACACUCUUUCUUGAAACAAAACAACCCUUUAGAAUAUUAGGAGCCCUAGUAGCUGUUGAACAUGCAACAGCCACUUUUCCUGGGGUGCACACACACCAUACAAUACACGACAGAGAAAGGAGGGGGGAACGUGUAAUAUGACUUGUUACCUAAUAAUGUAAAAUGUUACCCACAUUAACAUCACGUAAUGUAAAAUGUUACCCACAUUAACAUCACGUAAUGUAAAAUGUUACCCACAUUAACAUCAUGUAAUGUAAAAUGUUAACCAUAUUAACAUCACGUAAUGUAAAAUGUUACCCACAUUAACAUCACGUAAUGUAAAAUGUUACCCACAUUAACAUCACGUAAUGUAAAAUGUUACCCACAUUAACAUCACGUAAUGUAAAAUGUUACCCACAUUACCAUCACGUAACGUAAAAUGUUACCCACAUUAACAUCACGUAAUGUAAAAUGUUACCCACAUUAACAUCACGUAAUGUAAAAUGUUACCCACAUUACCAUCACGUAACGUAAAAUGUUACCCACAUUAACAUCACGUAAUGUAAAAUGUUGCCCACAUUAACAUCAUGUAAUGUUUUUUUAAAUGUAACCUUCAUUUAACUAGGCAAGUCAGUUAACCUGUUGGGGCUAGGGGGCAGUAUUGAUAAAUUUUGAAAAAAAUAUGUGCCCAUUUUUAACUGCCUCCUACACCAACUCAGAAGCUAGGAUAUGCAUAUUAUUAACACAUUCGGAUAGAAAACACUCU
Molecule: messenger RNA, 3724 nt
Organism: Salmo salar (Atlantic salmon)
Lineage: Eukaryota; Metazoa; Chordata; Actinopteri; Salmoniformes; Salmonidae
Source: RefSeq, a predicted model, not a curated record